UGAUCAUCUGCAGGUGAGAAUAAACCUGCCUGAAAAUGAUCUUGCGUAGACAGUGGGUGGAGAGCAAGCUAAAUACGGUGACUAACAUCCACAGAUCUACAGACUCAACGUGAGGACGGUCUCCAGGAGCACAGUCUUUGUUUCUUCCUCUGCUGAGUUAAGAUGUCAGUCUUCAAGAAAUUCUUCAACAGCAUCAUCAAGGACAGAGACAAUGAGGAUGACACCAUUAAAGUGAAGGGUAAGCCGAAGCCUAAGUAUUAUGGAACAGUCACCCCGUAUCCAAACUUCAACGCCAGCAGUGACGCUUCAGUUCUUCAGAGUGCCAUUGCAAGCAAAGGAGUGGACGAGGAUGUGAUCAUUGCAGUGAUGGUGCAGAGAAACAACGAGCAGAGGCAGAAGAUCAAAGUAGUUUAUGAGGCGUCCACUGGGAAGAAACUGGAAAAAGCUCUGAAGUCAGCUCUGCACUCAGAUUUAGAGGACAUCUCUCUGGCUCUGCUCAUGACACCGGCUCAGUUUGAUGCCUACCUGAUCAGGAAAGCCACAAAGCGUCUGGGCACAGAUGAGGACGUCCUGGUGGAGGUUCUCGCAACCAGAUCAAACGCAGAGAUUCGAGAGCUCAAGAGGAUCUUCAAAGAAGAGUACAAAACAGACCUGGAGGAUGUCAUUAGGAGUGAGACCAAUGGUGAUUUCACCAGUGCCCUUUUGGCCAUGUUGAAAGCAAACAAAGAUGAGAGUAAUGAAGUCAACAUGGAUCUGGCCCGAAAGGACGCAGAGACGCUGUUUGAGGCGGGGGAGAAUACCAGCAGGAUCAAUGUGUCCACCUUCAUCGACAUCCUGACCACGAGGAAUGGGAAGCAACUCUCAAAGACAUUCCAGCAUUACGCCUCCAUCAGCGAUGUGAAAUUACCUAAAGUCCUGGACAUGAAGCUGAGUGGAGACAUUGAAGACUGUCUUCUUGACAUCGUGAAAUGUGCCUGGAACACACCGGCUUUCUUUGCUGAGAAGCUUCAUCGGGCGAUGGAGGGCCACGGCACAUGUGACAGCACGCUGAUCAGGGUGCUGGUGAGCCGCUCCGAGGUCGACCUGAAGAAGAUUGUGGAGGAAUACAGGGCCAUGUAUGACAGGAGCCUACAGGAACACAUACUGGAGGAGACUAAGGGACAUUAUGAGAAGAUCCUGCUCGGGCUCUGUGGACCCCACUGAGUUUCUGUCAGUACCACCGUGCCUGGAAAUCCAGUCUACUGAAUGCCACUGAAAUCUCUCAUCUUUCUAAAUCAAGUGGAAUAACCUAAACAAACUGUCUUUUUGAGUUGAUGCUCCAAUAAAGCUCUGACAUCAGCA
Molecule: messenger RNA, 1341 nt
Organism: Lates calcarifer (barramundi perch)
Lineage: Eukaryota; Metazoa; Chordata; Actinopteri; Centropomidae
Product: annexin A1-like
Biological process (GO): hepatocyte differentiation; positive regulation of G1/S transition of mitotic cell cycle; negative regulation of exocytosis
Cellular component (GO): cytoplasm; plasma membrane
Molecular function (GO): calcium ion binding; phospholipase A2 inhibitor activity; cadherin binding involved in cell-cell adhesion
Source: RefSeq, a predicted model, not a curated record